AUGGCCAACGCUUUGGAGGAUCUCGAGAAAACCCUCGAGACCAGCUCUCAAGUGCACAUCUCAGGUCUCCACCCUUCCAUCGACAGCCAUCCCCCUGCUGCCGCCGCCGCUGCUGCGCCCCCCAUCCCGCCCUCCGCCCGCCCCUCCUCCUCUUCCUCCCCCUCCUCCCUCUCCCCCUCUCUCUCCAACUCCCCCGCCAUCCGUCCCACCGCCUCUUCCUCCUCCUCUCACCCCUCCAUACAUAACUCAGCGUCCUUCUCUCUCGACCGCUCGUCACUGACCUCUCUGAUUGGUGCUCACGGCAAGGAGCCCUUCCUCAUUGGCGUGUCAGGAGGGACGGCCUCAGGCAAGACAACAGUGUGUGAGCAGAUCAUUCAACAACUGCACGACCACCGGGUGGUGCUGGUGCACCAGGACUCCUUCUACCGAGGGUUGACAGAGGAGGAGCUGAAACACGCCACUGAUUUUAAUUUUGAUCAUCCUGACGCUUUUGACACGGACGCUCUGCUUUCAACCAUCGUUUCUCUAAAGGAGGGGCAAUCAGUGGAGAUCCCAGUGUAUGACUUCAAGACACACCAACGGAGCACGGCCGUGAGGAAGACCAACCCUGCGGAUGUCAUCAUUCUCGAAGGCAUUCUGGUGUUCCACGAGGCGAGGGUGCGAGGGCUGAUGAACAUGAAGGUUUUUGUGGAUACAGAUGCCGACGUGCGAUUGGCCAGGAGGAUUCGCAGAGAUACGCUGGAGCGAGGGCGAGACGUGCAAGGGGUGAUUGACCAGUACGCUCGUUUUGUCAAGCCGGCCUUCGAUGAUUUCGUCCUUCCAUCCAAGAAAUUUGCUGACAUCAUCAUUCCAAGAGGGGGUGACAACCACGUGGCAGUGAACCUGAUAGUGCAGCACAUAGGGUCCAAGCUGGGGCAGCAUGACCUGAGGAAGAUCUACAGCAACGUACACGUUAUAGAGUCAACGUUCCAGGUGAGGGGCAUGCACACGCUCAUUCGCAACCGGGACACCAAGAAGCACAACUUUGUCUUCUACGCCGACCGACUCAUUCGCCUCCUGGUGGAGCAUGGGUUGGGCCACCUCCCUUUCACCGAGAUUCAAGUCACCACCCCCACAGGCUCCACGUAUGUGGGAAUCAACUUCAGCAAGAAGCUCUGUGGAGUGUCCAUCAUUCGAAGUGGCGAGAGCAUGGAGAAUGCACUUAGAGCGUGCUGCAAGGGAGUGAAGAUUGGAAAGAUUCUGAUUCACAGAGAGGGGGACUAUGGCAAGCAGGGAGUGAAGAUGGGCCGAACACCCAUCCAUAGGGACGGCGACUUUGGCAAGCAGCUCAUAUACGAAAAACUCCCAAGGGACAUCGCACAGAGGCAUGUGAUGCUGCUAGACCCUGUUCUCGCCUCAGGCCGCUCUGCAAUAAAGGCUAUCGAAUUGUUGCUGCACCGAGGGGUGCCAGAGGAGCGAAUCAUCUUCCUUAACCUCAUCUCGGCCCCAGAGGGCAUUCACAACGUGUGUCGGCGCUUCCCCCAGCUCAAGAUAGUGACCUCAGAGAUCGACUCGGGGAUUAACGAGGAGUACAGAGUGGUUCCGGGAAUGGGCGAGUUUGGGGACAGAUACUUUGGCACAGAGGAGGGGGAUGCUGGGAAGGAUGAUGAGAGGGAUGGCAACGGGGAUGCUUUUGAGGCGUCUUGA
Molecule: messenger RNA, 1686 nt
Organism: Closterium sp. Naga37s-1
Lineage: Eukaryota; Viridiplantae; Streptophyta; Zygnematophyceae; Desmidiales; Closteriaceae
Source: the annotation of a GenBank genome assembly